Caenorhabditis angaria is the source of this 282-nucleotide messenger RNA. The record is from the annotation of a GenBank genome assembly. Lineage: Eukaryota; Metazoa; Nematoda; Chromadorea; Rhabditida; Rhabditidae.
AUGGCCCGUUCUCUGGAACAACUUGCACAGGAACAAACGAUGCGAUUUUUUUUGUUGCGAUCUCAAGCAAAUCGAUACGGCAAUGCGUCGCGGAGGCAACGAGAAUGGUUCGACAAUGGCAUUGCUCUUCUUCUGCCACUUAUUGGUCAAAACGAAGAGGCUUUCGGUACAUUCUGCUGGUACUUUCGCAUUUUUAUGCAACGACUUCAAGAAGUAAAUCCACAUUUGGUCAUCCCCACGUUGACCCCCUGGAACGAAUUCGACCGGAACACUUUGCCAUAA